UCAUUCACCGGAUCGAAACUUCUUCCAACGAGCAGCAAUGGAGAUCAUCGGUAACGUUAAGAAUUACGAAUGGGGCAAACUUGGACGACAAUCGUUUGUUGCCCAGCUCGCGCAAGCAAACAAUCCACAGCUCAAGGUGGAGGACGAAUCUCCGUACGCGGAGCUUUGGAUGGGUGACCACGUUAACGGGCCGGCCACGGUAAAAAGUGAUAGCAAAGGGUUAGACGAGGUGAUACAGGCUGAUCCGCACGGUAUGAUUGGCACGGCCGAUGGACGACUGCCGUUUCUCCUCAAGGUGUUGAGCAUUCGGAAGGCACUCAGUGUGCAGGUUCAUCCGGAUAAGGUGGAGGCGGAGAAGCUACACCGUCAGUUUCCGGAUAUUUACAAGGAUCCGAACCAUAAGCCGGAGUUGGCAAUUGCGUUGACUGAGUUUCAGGCAUUGUGUGGCUUUCGGCCGUACGCAGAAAUAGACGGGUUUCUGCAGGAAAAUCCCGAACUGCAGGAAUUGCUUGGGCCAAAUGUUUUAACGAAAUUUCAAGCCAAGGACGAAUCAGCGGUUAAGUUUGCUUACGAACGCCUAAUGCACAGUGCGCCGGAUGAUGUUAAACGUUGCAUCGACGGUAUCGCCAAACGGAUGGUUGGGUUUGAAAAAACGUCCAAGGAAAUGGACCAUCUGUUCAUGCGUCUGUACGCCGACUUUGGGCAGGAUGUGGGUGUAUUGUCGAUCUAUUUUCUCAACUACCUCCAACUAAAUCCAGGGCAAGCGAUCUAUCUGGCGGCGAAUGUACCGCACGCCUACCUCGACGGUGACUGCGUCGAGUGCAUGGCCUGUUCGGAUAAUGUAGUGCGGGCUGGAUUGACACCAAAGUUCAAGGAUGUCGACACACUGCUACGGUUGGUGUCUUACGACUGCUUGCCCGGUGAAAGUAUGCUGUUUCAGCCAAAAGUUUUGCAUCCCAAAGAUGAACCGUACACACGCACAUUCGUGCCUCCAGUGCCAGACUUUGCUGUAGCGGAGCUACGGCUACCAACCGAUGUGCGGGAGUACAGCGUUAGCAAUCCUAUCAAUGGAUCAAUUCUACUCGUCAUUAACGGUAAAGGAAAAUUGAAAGUUGCCGAAUCGGAAAUUGAGAUGAGCAUGGGAAAAAUUAUCUUCUUGCCCAGCAGUGCUGGAAGAAAGCUACAACUAAAGGUGGAGGACGCUAAUGAACCAUUUCUAGCGUUCCAGGCAAUGUCCAAUCAGUUCGAAUAAUGUGCUUGCUUAAGGAACUGUCGUGUUUAGUUAUUUAUUUUUGAAUCUUUAUUUGGAAAGUGUUAUUCUAUUGUUAAACAGUGCAAUAAAAAUUUAUACAAAAAUCUAUUUAAACAUCUCUAGAUGGAAUCUCAAGGAGUUUUAAACUUUCAUUAAGUUUACCGAACCGAAGGGAUUAAAUCGCAUCAGAUGGAGGUCCCAUUGUAACGUUUAUUUCUGUACGUUGUAAAAAUAAGUUUAGUAAGCUAUUAAAAAUGGCAGAUAUAACACUAUAACCAUGCGAAUAUUUCUACAAACCAUCUAAAGUUCCCAUCUUGUGGAGGCAGAACAG
Anopheles moucheti is the source of this 1583-nucleotide messenger RNA. RefSeq names its product mannose-6-phosphate isomerase (gene Mpi). Gene Ontology annotation, biological process: GDP-mannose biosynthetic process; carbohydrate metabolic process. The transcript is spliced from 2 exons. Lineage: Eukaryota; Metazoa; Arthropoda; Insecta; Diptera; Culicidae. Bases 38 to 1252 code for a protein of 404 amino acids. Gene Ontology annotation, cellular component: cytosol. Gene Ontology annotation, molecular function: zinc ion binding; mannose-6-phosphate isomerase activity. The record is from RefSeq and is a predicted model, not a curated record.